CGUCAUGAACGCGUCCAACACAAGUGUAAAUCUCUUAGAAGCACAUUUGCAACUUACGAGAUUUGCUGUACAAAAAGUUAUCACUCCUGUUAUCGCUUCUUCGGGGAUUAUACUCAAUAUAUUAAACGUUCUCGUUCUAUCAAGAAGGAAUAUGAGAUCUUCAUCUACGAAUACUUACCUCUUUGCCUUAGCUAUUUGCGAUAUCGGAUAUCUAAGUCUAGCUUUGACCUUGACUUUAAGACAUUAUGAUGACAUAGUAAAGGGAUCAUUGCAUUUUGAAAGGUACUAUUUAGCUGCUAGAGUUAUGGCCAAUGUCUUUUCAAAUGCUGCAGUGUGGCUAACUUUAACUUUUACUGUCGAACGUUACGUUUGCGUUUGUUUCCCAAUGAGAGGCAAAGCAAUAUGUACACCGUAUAGGGCCAGAUCGACCGUUUUAGUUGUUUGUUCAAUAGCUACUUUACUAACCUUACCUCAAGCAGGAGAGAAAACAGUAAUUGAAGAUGGAGGAAAUAUCUCAAUAGACUUUACGUCGUUAGGAGAUUUAGCAUCUUACCAGUGGGGUUACGUUUAUACUAAUCAGGCAUUGUUCACCUUUAUUCCAAUGAUAUUGUUGACCAUCUUUAAUAGUUUACUGAUAAGAACUGUUAUGAAAGCUGCUAAGAAGAGGACUAUUCUAAGAGCUGGCCAAAAGCCUAAAAUAUCGGAACAGCAUCGGACGACUAUUAUGCUCAUUAGUAUCGUUAUGGUAUUUCUUAUAUGUCAAACUCCUCAGGCAACAACUAACAUUGUGUGGGCCUAUUUUAAGCUAACUAACAGUAUUGAUGAUAGGCGCAAAAGGGUUAUGCAUAUUGUGGGAAACAUCUGUAAUCUUUUGGUUAUCAUCAACGCUUCUAUAAAUUUUGCCCUAUAUUCUAGCUUAAGUGAAAGGGACGUGAAUCUCCAACCGUAAUUUAGUCAAUAUGUCACCUAUUUUCCCUUUCUUCUUUUUUUAUUCCAAUUUACCGUAUCGUUAGAAUAAUUUGUAUAAAGAAUUUCCAAUUCGUUCAGGGAUAAAAAAGGUCAAUGGGAGUUCGACCUUGACUAAAACAGGGAUAACUUUGUAAUAGGUAAAUCUUUGCUCUUUUUAAGCAAAAAGUAACUUUCUCUGCAAAUAUGAAAUACUUUAAUGAUAAAAACUAUAAGAGUUUGUGUCAAUUGCCUUUUUCUUCUUUUCAUAUUAACUUUAUCCCCUUUCUUUUACGUAAAAGUUCCUUUAAAAUAUUUUUCUUUGCAGUAUAAUUUUAAAUAAUAAGAGAAUGAGGUAAAUAGAUACAUUUCAACUUCAUUAAACGCAAUAUUUAGAUAGAAACAUGUGAUAGAAUCAACAGCCAAAAUUUCUCUGAUAUAGAAAUUUAAAAAGAAAGAGGAAUUUUUUCUAAUCAAUUAUUACUAAAAAUAACUUAUCAAAUAGUUAAUUAAUUAACUUGGAAAAUCUUCUUUAAUGGAUAAAAAUCAACAGUAAAAAAAAUAAGAACUUCCUCUAUCUGAUUAUCUACAAAAAAUAGAGGAGUUCUUAUAGCUUAACGAUUGUUGAUUCACGUCCUAGCUUCCGGAAGACAAUUGGAGCAAUUUUUUGGUGCCCUGAAGAAAAUCGACUCCCCAGGAACUAUCGGUCUCAGUUUGAAUUAGUUGUAUCCAAUACAACUGCUUUAGCAGUUUAAGAACUCUGAUUUUGUUAAGAAGAAUUUCAAUAAUUAAUUAUAGCAUAGGAAAGGGAUCAUUAAAAUAAUUUCGUUUAUCCUAAUCUUAAUCUUUUGCUAAUCAUUUCAACUAUACUUUGAAUGAAAAAAGGAAAUAGAAGAAACAUAAUAAUAAGCAUUUCUCGUUUAAUAGAGGAUAAAUAUCAUAUACUUAUUGAAAAUCUUUAAGACAAAAACAAAAGGAAGAGAAAAUUAGAGAGGACUAAAGACACUUUUGGAAAUUUUAACAAUUGUUAUAAAACGCGAGACGGAGAGAAAACAUCGCGAAACAAGUAGCAUAUUAAUAUAUUAAUAAAAUGGUUUUAUAUAUGUAUAUGAAUGUAAUUUUUUUUGUUCUAAUAUUAGAAGAAAUAAAUAAAAUGGC
Molecule: messenger RNA, 2103 nt
Organism: Dimorphilus gyrociliatus
Lineage: Eukaryota; Metazoa; Annelida; Polychaeta; Dinophilidae
Source: the annotation of a GenBank genome assembly